UCCAGUCCAGUCAGACCCAGCCUGGGAGGCUUGUGAGCCGGGCCUUUCGUAAUUGCCCCCCUCCCCGCGGCCCCCUCCCCCAGGCCUCCCCCUUCUCCCGCCCUCCCGCCCGCCCUCUCUCCCUCCCUCCUUCCCUCUCCGCGACGAGGCGGCAAUUACGCUUUGGGGAUAAAACGAGGCGCAGAGAGCGGGCUGGGCCAUUCCUCCCCGAGAUGGCGGGUCUGAGAGCUGCAACCCUGCGGCCCGGAGUCCUCCUGCUCCUGCUGGCCAUCGCCCACCCCUCACAGCCUGGAGGGGUCCCGGGGGCUGUUCCUGGUGGAGUUCCUGGAGGCGUGUUUUACCCAGGUGCUGGUCUCGGAGGUCUGGGAGGAGGAGCUCUGGGGGCUGGAGGCAAACCACCCAAGACUGGGGCUGGACUCCUGGGGGCGUUCGGGCCAGGUGCUGGUGGGCUCGCAGGCGCUGGCCUGGGGGCAGGGCUCGGGGCCUUUCCCGCAGGCACCUUCCCAGGGGCUCUGGUGCCCGGCGGAGCGGCGGGAGCUGCUGCGGCCUAUAAGGCAGCCAAGGCUGGGGCUGGGCUGGGCGGUGUCGGUGGCCUUGGUGGCGUCGGCGGCUUAGGAGUGUCUACAGGUGCGGUGGUGCCUGGGGCUGGAGCCGGGGUCGGAGUCGGAGCUGGAGCAAAGCCUGGGAAAGUGCCUGGCGUGGGGCUGCCCGGCGUCUACCCAGGCGGAGUGCUCCCAGGCACAGGAGCUCGGUUCCCGGGUGUAGGGGUGCUCCCUGGGGUUCCCACUGGAACUGGAGUCAAGGCCAAGGCCCCAGGUGGAGGCGGAGCUUUUGCUGGAAUCCCAGGAGUUGGACCCUUUGGGGGCCAGCAGCCUGGCGUCCCACUGGGGUACCCCAUCAAGGCACCCAAGCUGCCAGGUGGCUAUGGACUGCCGUACAGCACUGGGAAACUGCCCUUUGGCUACGGGCCGGGAGGAGUGGCUGGUGCUGCAGGCAAGGCUGGGUACCCGACGGGGACAGGAGUGGGCUCCCAGGCUGCAGCGGCAGCAGCUAAAGCAGCAAAGUUCGGUGCCGGAGGAGCCGGGGUUCUCCCUGGUGUUGGAGGCGGCGGCAUUCCCGGUGGGCCCGGCGCAAUUCCUGGGAUUGGAGGCAUCGCAGGGGUGGGGACUCCAGCUGCUGCAGCCAAGGCCGCCGCAAAAGCAGCUAAGUAUGGAGCUGCUGGAGGCGUGGUGCCCGGUGGGCCAGGCUUUGGCCAAGUAGGCAUCCCAGGAGUUGGAGUCCCAGGUGUUGGGGUCCCUGGUGUUGGGGUCCCUGGUGUUGGGGUCCCUGGUGUUGGAGUUCCAGGUGUUGGAAUCCCAGGUGUUGGAGUCCCAGGUGUGGGUGUACCAGGGGCUGUGUCACCAGCUGCAGCUGCUAAAGCAGCCGCCAAAGCAGCCAAAUACGGGGCCAGAGCCGGAGUGGGAGUUGGAGGCAUUCCCACUUUCGGGGUUGGUGCUGGGGGCUUUCCUGGUUACGGUAUAGGAGCUGGAGUCGGAGGGGUUCCUGGAGCCGCGCUUACCCCCACAGCUCAAGCAGCAGCGGCUGCCCAGGCAGCCGCGGCCAAGGCAGCCAAGUAUGGUGCUGGAGGCGCUGGAGCCUUGGGAGGGCUGGUGCCGGGGAUCGGAGACGGAGUGGCAGGUGUCCCAGGCACAGGAGGUGUGCCAGGAGCAGGGACCCCAGCCGCGGCAGCUGCCAAAGCCGCCGCCAAAGCCGCCCAGUUUGGGCUAGGCCCCGGGGUCGGCGUGGGUCCUGGUGUGGGUCCCGGCGUGGGUCCCGGCGUGGGUCCCGGCAUUGGCAUUGGCCCCGGCGGUGUUGCAGGAGCAGGGACCCCCGCUGCAGCCAAAGCGGCUGCUAAGGCAGCCGCCAAAGCCCAGUACCGGGCUGCAGCCGGACUUCCUGCCGGCGUUCCUGGCUUUGGGGUUGGUGCCGGCGUUCCCGGAUUCGGAGUUGGUGCUGGUGUUCCUGGGUUUGGAGCUGGUGCAGUCCCUGGAACCCUGGCCGCAGCUAAAGCAGCCAAAUAUGGAGCUGGAGGGGCCGGGGCUCUCGGAGGAGCAGGCAUCCCAGGCGGUGUGGCAGGAGUCGGACCUGCGGCCUCAGCCGCUGCUGCCAAAGCCGCCGCCAAAGCCGCCCAGUAUGGCCUCGGGGGAGCCGGAGCCCUGGGAGCCGGGGGGCUCGGAGCCGGAGGAGCCAUCCCAGGGGUUGGGGGCUUUGGAGGUGUGUCCCCAGCCGCAGCUGCUAAAGCAGCCAAAUAUGGUGCCGCUGGCCUUGGAGGUGUCCUGGGAGCCACCAGGCCAUUCCAAGUUGGAGGAGUUGCAGCAAGACCCGGCUUCGGACUGUCCCCUAUUUACCCAGGUGGCACAGCUGGGGGCCUGGGCAUUGGUGGCAAACCUCCCAAGCCCUAUGGAGGGGCCCUGGGAGCCCUGGGAUACCAAGCUGGGGCCUGCCUGGGGAAAUCCUGUGGCCGGAAGAGAAAGUGAGCUUCCCAGGACCCCUGACUCACGACCUCAUCAACGUUGGUGCUACUGCUUGGUGGAGAAUGUAAACCCCUUAUGACCCCUUCCCCCGUCGCCCCUCCCCAGUCCCCACCCCAGGAGGGGACAGGCCAGGCUGGGUGGCCUUGGAAAUCCACAAAGCGAGGAAACAAGAAUGAUGGCCAAGCAGGCCCCAGGAGGCCCCCCUGGCUUCAGAGGCCAGGGGUGGGUGGGCUUAGCCCCCUGCCCCCACCCCCUUCCCACCCAGGAGCUCCCCCUCCAUACACUCUCCAUCUCCAGGGGAACUUGGUGCUACAUGCUGGUGCUCUCAUCUUCCUGGGGGGGAGGGAGGAGGGAAGGGCAGCCCCUUGGGAACCCCCUCCCCAGGGCUCCUCUGAAGAUGGUGCGGACACUCCCCGGGCAGUCCCACCUCCCCCCUGCCCAUCAGGAACCCCCACCCCCCACCCCGGCUGCGGUCCAGUUGGUACCCAGGCACCUAAAGGCUCAAGCUGGAUUCGGUCAUACCACCUCUCAGCCCCCACCCCUGACUUACUCCCCAAGUCUGGGACACCUGCGGAUGGGAAGACCACCCCCCGCAACAUUGGGAACAGCCUUCUUGCUCUUGUGGAAUUCAUCCAGCCAUCUGUCCAUCCGUCCAUCCAUCCUUGUCCCCAGCUGACCGCCCAGCACCGCUACCUGGCUGGGGGCCCCCACCAUCAGCCUGUUUAACCAGUCCGGACGGCCUGUGCCCCUCCUCCACCCCUCCCCACACCCCCUACGGUGGGGCCCGAGUACCCAGGGUGCGAGGAGCACGCCAGCUGGGGCAGCAGGAAUCUCCUCCCCGACCUGGGUCCCCCCCAUGCAGUACUGUAUCCCCCGACCCUCCCUCGAACCCUUGUUUUGGGAGCAUUUCCCACCCGUGCCCCGCCCGUCUCUUUGUGUCUCGCUGUGAUAGAUCAAUAAAUAUUUUAUUUUUUGUCCUGGA
Messenger RNA from Lutra lutra (Eurasian river otter), 3495 nucleotides. RefSeq names its product elastin (gene ELN). The transcript has 37 exons. Gene Ontology annotation, molecular function: extracellular matrix structural constituent. Lineage: Eukaryota; Metazoa; Chordata; Mammalia; Carnivora; Mustelidae. The record is from RefSeq and is a predicted model, not a curated record. Bases 213 to 2516 code for a protein of 767 amino acids.